Aplosporella prunicola CBS 121167 is the source of this 1044-nucleotide messenger RNA. RefSeq lists its product as uncharacterized. The transcript has 4 exons. NCBI's taxonomy places the organism in Eukaryota, Fungi, Ascomycota, Dothideomycetes, Botryosphaeriales, Aplosporellaceae. The record is from RefSeq and is a predicted model, not a curated record. The coding region runs from base 1 to 1044 and encodes 347 amino acids.
AUGGGUGGCUUUUAUCAACACCUUACCAUCGCAGUUUCGACGAGUUGGCCUCAUGCGCAGAAAGUCCAAGUGGAUGCAAUCUCUGUCGGCUUUUUGUAUGGUAUAUUGCAAAAACAUCAGCGCCUUCUUAGGGAUGAAUGUUCUAAGAAGUUUGAAAUAGAAAUUUCUAUAAGAGACGACAAGAGCCUUGGCCAUUCCGAUUCUGUGACUGCAACCAAGUCCAAUAAAGCACACUUUGAGGACCCAACACAAUUGAAAUUCGCGAAGGAUUGGCUUUCAGAAUGUCUGCGCGGACAUCCAGUUUGCAAAGAACUUUACGGUCAAGAAAAGUUCUUGCCAGCAAGAGCUCUAAACGUCGGAGGCCCUGGAUCAACCGUGUUUCUAGAAGAAACCGGCGGCAAUCGAGGGAGGUCCAAGCAAGUAAAGCUUGAGGGCAGUAAAGCGUUGUCUAAAUUCAGGGAGGGAAUCGACAUCUCUAUGCUCCCAAAGACCAUUCAGGAUGCAAUUCAAGUCACUCGAGGGUUGGGCCUUUAUUAUCUUUGGGUCGAUGCUCUAUGCAUUAUCCAAGAUAGUCGAGAAGACCUUCAACGGGAAAAGGCACGUAUGGACAUCAUUUACAGCGAUGCCACAGUCACACUGUUUGUCAGUAACGCCACCUCCGCAAGCGAUGGAAUUUUUUUUGGCGCUACAUGCUACUUAACGUAUUCCGUCUCUUUCAAUCAGGCAUUCUCUCUCAAGCAGGCCUUCUCCCCUGAGCAGUCCUUCUCCCCUGAGCAGUCCUUCACUCCUGAGCGGUUCUUCUCUCCCAAGCGGCUGUUGGCAUUAUGGAGUUGGAAAAGAAAAAAGAAAACCUUCUACUCCCGUAUCUUGGAUUCCAGCAGAAAUUGGGAACACGGCGGACUCGAGUAUCCUUGGAGUUCUCGUGGCUGGACCAUGCAAGAAUACAUAUCUGCUCCCGCGAGGCAUUUUCUUCACCAGCUCCCAAAUGGGUUGGUUCUGUUUGACCUGCACCGAAAAAGGAGCCCACAAAAUCGACCACGAUAA